GCCAUCCAUCCAGACCAGAGACACUCACGAUUGCUAUGCGCUUCUCCAUCCUCUGUAUAGCACUGCCGCUAGUGGCAUCCUUUGCUCCCAAGCCGACGACUCUUCAGAGCUCCAAAUCGGUACUUUCCAGAUCGACGUCCUUGUACAGCAAUGCUCCCCGCAAAAUUGGUAUUUUCGGUGGUGGCGUUGUCGGUGGUGGGAUUGUCGAAAUCCUGGAAACAAAAAAGCCCUACUUGCUGCAAUUGACGGACAAGACGCCGCUCGAAAUUGCCAAAAUCUGCGUCCGUGAUCUCCAAAAGCCCCGAGACUUUCAAGUCCCAGAAAAUUGUAUCGUUACGGACAAGUACGAUGACAUCCUCCAGGACGAUUCCAUUGAUAUGGUGAUUGAAGUGAUGGGUGGUACAACCGACGCCAAGGACGUCGUGUUUGGUGCUCUCAAGGCCGGUAAGGACGUCGUAACGGCCAACAAAGCCUUGAUUGCCAAAUACUUGCCCGAAAUCGAGGCUUUGUUGACGAAAAUCAACAAGGACCGGGAAGUGGAUGUGGAAUUUCGGUACGAGGCAGCCGUCUGUGGUGGUAUCCCUGUGAUUCGCUCCAUGCAGAGCGAUUUUGUCGGAGAUUCCAUUACCAUGAUGAGUGGUAUCAUUAACGGAUGCACCAACUUUAUGUUGACGGCCAUGGAUAAGGGAGGGUACACGUAUGAUGAGGCCUUGUCGCAAGCGAGUGACCUCGGGUACGCCGAAGCUGAUCCAACCCUGGAUGUGGGCGGUUUCGACGCCCGCAGCAAAUUGCGCAUAUUGAUGCGUCUCGGAUUCGGUGUCGAAGUCGACGAAGAAGAAAUUGCGUGCCGUGGAAUCACGGAACUCUCCAAACUCGAUUUUGAGUACGCUAAAAUGAUGGGUGGAACCAUCAAGUUGAUCGGUGUCGCCAAAAAAGUUUCCGAUACAAAAAUUGCCGCUUUCGUGUCACCGUGCUACGUCACCGGCGAUGAUGCCUUGGCGUCCGUGAACGGGGCUACCAACGCCAUUGAAGUAAGCUCCAAGAACUUAGUUUCGAGCAUUUACAUAGGGCAGGGUGCCGGACGAUACCCGACGGCAAACUCAUGUGUCAACGAUAUUAUUGCGCUUGCCAAGGGUGACAAGACACCCUUACCUUUCAACCCUCGAGAAGAUGACAAAAUUUUCGUCAAUAAUUAUGAUUCUGUCUUUUAUAUUCGCUUGAAGUACCGCGACUCGUUGGGCAUCACCCGCAUGUGCGGAGAAAUCUGCGAAAAGCAUAACGUCUCGAUUCAUUCGAUUUUGCAGAACCCAAUCACACGCCGCGACGAUGCUGCCUUUGUUCUCGUCACGGAAAAGGUCUCUCUGCAAAGUGUCAAAAAUGUGUGUGCCGAUUUGGAAGGACUG
Molecule: messenger RNA, 1403 nt
Organism: Phaeodactylum tricornutum CCAP 1055/1
Lineage: Eukaryota; Bacillariophyta; Bacillariophyceae; Surirellales; Neidiaceae
Exons: 2
Biological process (GO): L-threonine biosynthetic process
Molecular function (GO): NADP binding; homoserine dehydrogenase activity
Source: RefSeq, a predicted model, not a curated record